Molecule: messenger RNA, 2226 nt
Organism: Anastrepha ludens (Mexican fruit fly)
Lineage: Eukaryota; Metazoa; Arthropoda; Insecta; Diptera; Tephritidae
Exons: 2
Coding region: 1134-1637 (167 amino acids)
Source: RefSeq, a predicted model, not a curated record
UGUGGUUUUUGUUAUUGACUUUGCUUAUUUUUCAUCAAUAUACGUGCAUUUAUACGUAUUUAUUUAUUCAAUUUUUUAUUUUUAUUUAUUUAUUUUUUUUUUGUUCAAAAACAACUGACUCCGUAGCCAACAAGAUCAGCAGGCGUCGUUGAGCGACGAAGAUCAAAGCUGGUUGUGCGCUACAGCGGCGCGGCGAGAAGAUACACUGAUUCAGUCAGCAGUGAUCAGCGAACGACGAGUACACCAAAGUGAACUCAACGGCAACGGCAACAGCAACGGAAAAGGCAACAACUAUUAGGCAACUCACCGAGCUAUCGACGUUUUUGCAUUGUAUCACGAUAUAUGUAUAUUAGGUAGUAUGUGGAAAACACGCGGGUGAAUGUGAAGAAACACGCGGCAUGCCGAAAAUCGAACCGAUCUAUCGAAGAAACGACAGUUUUCACACUUUUUACGGUGCAAAAUUUGCUGAUUUUUCAUAAUUUGCAUGAAAGUGCGCGCAUUACUUCUUGUAGAUAAUACUCAUUAUUAUCUUUUUGUUGCUGCAUUGUGUGUUUGUGCUUUUUUAUUAUAUUUGUUUCUUGCAACGUCUCCAAAGGCAUUGAAGUGUCGGUCAAAGUGAUGGUAAGCAGGCGGCGCGCAACAAUUUGCGGUCUCGGUCUUAAUGCUUCUAUGCCAAAGUGUAUUUAAGUUCACACAUUGUGCUUAUUGUUGUUGGCAUUAAUAUUGUAGAAUAAGUGAAAAAUAUUACUCGCUGCGAAAGCUAAAGGCAAAGCCAAUGAUAUUAAAAAGCCAUCGGAAGCGCAUAAAUAUUUACACAAGAAAAAAGUGACGCAAGAAAGAAAACUCAAACGGAGAGAGGAAUAGAGUUGAGGUGUUUUAUUGUAUAAUAAAAAAAAAAACAGCAUCUACAGACUACGUUGCAGUUUGCAGUGGUCGGGGCACAAAGAAGCGGCGUUGAAAAAUCUUGCUGAUAUUCCUCAAUACUCAAUACUUCCAGUGAAGCAGUCCUUGCCCCAUUAACGGAUACAUACCUACUUAGUAUAUCUCGACAUAGCAAAAAAGAAAUAAUCACUUCGCGAAAUCACCAAGUGAAACACGCCUGCUCAAACUAAAAUAAUUGCAAUUAGUCAGUAAUGAAUACCUGGUUGGAGAUACAGCAUUCACAAUCCAGCACAGAGGCAGGCACUGCUACACCAAUCACCACAAGUUCGACAGCAGCAAAGGGCAGCACGCGGCAACACACGCGACGGGCAGGUGGCGGUGUUGCACGCAACAAGCGAACACCAAGAACAAAAAGUGGUGGCAGCAUUGCUGGCGGAAUACUUGACACCUUCGGUCCGCGUUUUAAUCGUUUUCAGUCGGUCAACUACACCGCAUUGCAACAGGGUGAUCUCGAAGCAGGCGCGAGCGGUAGCAGCAAAAAUAGCAGCAACUAUCUCAGUGGCAGUGAACACGGCAGUAGCAGCGAGGAGGACAUUUUUCCCACACGCAGUAGCGAUACACCGCCGCCCAGAAGGAAAGCGCGCAGAAAAAUGGGGCGAAGACCAGGUUAUUCGAUGCGUGAUGCCUUCGAGGAGGGACGAGCGGUAAGUCAGAGACACACUUCAUACGUAUUUUGUAUAUUUUUACAUAUUUAAUUGUAACAUUUUUCGUAUGGCGCUUAAAUUGUAUAUUCGUAUGCAAAACACAGUUGCUGCCUAUUUAAUUUUUUCACCAAUAUGUGGAAUGUAGUUCGAUAUAAAGGCGCAAAAAUGUAAAUAAAAUAGAUACUUAUUUACACAUAUUUCUAUAAUUAAGUAUGUGUGUAUGUACGAAAUUUCGAAAGUGAUUUUUUGCGGAUCUGAGUGAGUGGCAAACAAUUCCAAUAAAUUGAAUUAACACACGCUCCCCUCUAAGCUCAAUUGCAUUGAUAGGCAUGCGAUCGCUCGCUCAAUGCGACAUCGUUUGGAAUUUCAAUUGAUCUUGUAAUUGCUGGUGUUUUAUCGCAGAUGCCUUUACUGUAAUUGCCUUACUUAAUUGAAUUUGCAUGAAACACGCGCGAAGUGGAGAUUUCUUGCGUCACGCGAUUUUACAGCUGUUCAUUGAAUUUUAAUAAAUAUUUGGACACACAUUUUCAUCUUUUUUAAUGAAGUUCUAGAAAGGUUUAAGUUUUUGAAUGAAAUACCAAAAAAAGUUAGGUGGAAAAAGGUGUGAGAAGGAAAAAUGCUGAUGUGUGUUUGUAGCCAA